CUUAAACUGUGAAAUAAAUAUACUUUAGCAAGUUUGAAUCAGUUAUUGUUCACAGCUUUAAGAGAAGGACCUUUUUAAGGUCCUGCCUCUUUCAUUAAACUGAUAUUAAGAGGCUAAAGUAUGAAAGGUCAAGCGGAGAAAAAUGGAUAUCGGUAAAGUAUCAGCAUGCGUGAGAAGCCAGCAGAAUGUCAUGCUCACGCAGGUCACGUGAGGGGCACAACAGAAAUGUGCUCACGUGAUCCUCCUACAUUGCACUCAACCCUUACCAAGGCAAAUGGUAAAAAUUCAAACCCCCAAUCAACUCAUCAUUCAGAAACAUGUAUCGAUAACACUUUACUUCCAACUCCUGGUGGACGGUUAAAAUUUUUUAAAGACGGAAAGUUUAUUUUGGAACUAUCCCACCGUAGGGAUGGAGAAAGAACUACAUGGUUUCCAGUCCCAAAGAAAACAUUUUGGCCACCAGCCAGCACAACUCCAAAUAGGCAAGAGAGUUCUACCUCUCUUAGUGUUUCCGACGAUAAUUCAUCGGUUCAGUCAAGUCCCUGGCAAAGAGAUCAUUGUUGGAAACAAGCAAAUCCAAGGCGUAGGAUAUCUACAGAGUUUAAUUUUUAUUACUAUAGAAAUCCAAGAAAUCGUCUGUGCGCGAAUCCUCGUUUAAUCGCAAGAAAGCGUAGACGUCCAUUAGAUCCUACUUCUCUGCUACUUGUUCCAGAAUCAAUAACAAAUUAUACUAAGCCAAUACGUAAAGCAAAUGGUACAUCAACAGGGAAGGUUCUAAACCUUAUUAUCGACAAAUUAGCACGUCUUUUAGAUCCUAAUGUCGUUUCACCCCGUAAACGUAUUUUGCGGUUUUUAGAAGAUCAAGCGUCCAAGAGACGCGCAACUCCACAGCCUGUUUGUACAACAACGGCUCCUACUCCAUCGCCAAAACAAUUAUCUUCAUACAGCAUAACUAGUAUCUUGGGAGAAGAUAAACCGAGCCAUGAACAAGGCUUCUUAAGGAAUUUAUUAAAACCAGAUGACAGACAAACUGUGAAAUACUCAUCAAGUAACUCGUAUCCAAGAGUACGAAUGGAUCCAUACAUUGGUACAGCUAACACACCUCUUCAGCACCCACUUUAUGGUGUACCAAUGUUACCUCCUGCGCCAUAUAGAGCUCCCUUAUGGAUGCAUUAUCCAUCACCCGUCCAUUAUCCACCUCCUAUGCCAUUAUAUGCACCACCACCACCUCAUCCUCCAUCUCCUCCAGUUCAUCAUUACAAAGACUACAGGGAACAAACUCUCACACCUCCUUCAGAUAUGCCUCUAAAUCUGUCGAAGCAUGCGGGUUGAAUCUCAGGAUCCUAAAAGUUGGUGCCUUAUCAAUGGACAAAACUGCGCAAACACUGCCCG
Molecule: messenger RNA, 1392 nt
Organism: Habropoda laboriosa
Lineage: Eukaryota; Metazoa; Arthropoda; Insecta; Hymenoptera; Apidae
Gene: H
Source: RefSeq, a predicted model, not a curated record